This is a messenger RNA of Zingiber officinale, 1503 nucleotides long. RefSeq lists its product as uncharacterized. Bases 1 to 1488 code for a protein of 495 amino acids. Lineage: Eukaryota; Viridiplantae; Streptophyta; Magnoliopsida; Zingiberales; Zingiberaceae. The transcript is spliced from 7 exons. The record is from RefSeq and is a predicted model, not a curated record.
AUGGAUGUUGACGGAGAAGAUGAUAAUGAACCACCAUGCAUUCGGGAUGACUGUGAUGGGAAUUGGUUGAUGUACAAUGUUGACCCAAAGUGGAAGAAUGGUUGUUUGAAAUCAGCAAACAAUAAGUGGCGUCAAUACAAAAGUUAUCUCACUAAGACGUUCAUUUUAAGUAAGCUUGAUAAACCCGAGGAGUUGGAUGAGCCACCUAUUGGCUAUGGUAUUACAAGAGAUACUUGGAGGUCGUUUGUGAUUAGUCGCAUGUCUGAAGACUUCAUGGAUGGUUACAUUCAACAAAAGAGGGAGGGUAAGUUGAUAAUUGAAGGAACCAAAGAGGAUAUACUUACCAAAGCACUUGACACUGAAGAAUAUAAUGGUCGUGUGAGGGGUAUUGGAGGUCAUAUCACUCCAACAAUAUAUUUCAAUUCUGGUAGAAGAUGCAAGCAUGCUGAAGUAAUCACUGAGCAUAAAAGGGAGCUGAUGGAGGCGAGGAAGAAAAUUUUAGAGCAAGAUGCACGUAUACAAAACCUUGAAGUAAUGGUGUAUAAAAAGGGUACCAUGUGCGAUAUUUCGAUUGAUGACAAAGGCAGUUGCUCAAAGUUGCAACCCAUGAUUGAAGAUGGCAUGAAGAACGAUGAUGAUGACCUACAAAUUUUGUGUCAAGCUGAUGUUUUGCAGGGAAAACCAGAUGCAUUGACAUUGGAAUCUAGCACAAAUAUUGUUGCACAUGGUACAAUUGUUUGUGGCAAUGAAUCUAAUAAAAUGCUUCAUGGUGUUCCAUUUCCAAAUAAUUGCAUGCGAGUCUCCAUUGAUGAAGCAGUAGAAAAAUCAGCACCUUUGCCAUAUCCAAUUCCAAGUGAAUUUGAAGUAAUUGGUGAUGCUGUAGGAACCCAUGUGGCUUGGCCAAAACACUUGAUAGUGAACCAAGAUGAGAAGCCUCGAAGGAAGAAGCUUGAACAACCAAGAAAGAAACAUACUUUGUCAACAAGUGCCCCAAGAGCAUUACAUAUUUUAUAUUGUUAUAGUAAGCGUGCUUUAGAUGAUGGCAGAUAUAUAUCAGUGAGUUUUGAUUAUGACGUGUUUGAUGAUGAUUAUGAACUUGUUCUACACCUUGAGGACAUCAUUCCUUUGUAUCAUUUGGAGCCCCUUUUAGGCAAUUGUGUAAUUGCCUACAUAUGGUAUCUUUAUAAAAAACUGCUGAAAGAUAACAAGAAAGAAAAAUUCAGAUUUGUGAAUCCACAUAAAAUCCCAUAUAUGGCAACCAGUGCACAUGACAAAAAAGGUAAGUUUGAAAGGCUAAACCAAAGGGCAAGUCAUUUGGCAGGCAGGCUAAGUGGUGCAUCUGUAGAUCAACUUGUUUUGGUGCCAUGUAAUAUCGGUUUCCAUUGGAUUCUCACUGUUAUUGACCCUUACAAUGAAGUUAUUUAUUUGUUGGAUUCUCUAAGGCACCGCAUUCAUGAUGAGGAUUGGAAAUAUAUAGUGGAAAUGUGAGUUCAUAUUUCUUUU